AUGUCCAAGGAUACGGUCAAACUUGCCUGCGGGCAUCAGAUGCCUCUUCUGAGAUUUGGUCUUUGGAAGGUCCCAAAGGAGAGUGCAGCUGAUACCGGUAUUAAGCGUGCCAUCAGCGAGUGUGUGGUCAAGCGCGAGGAUAUCUCCAUUACCACGAAGCUCUGGAAUAACUACCAUGCCAAGGAGCAUGCAUUGCCAAUGAUCAAGGCACAGAACGAGUCGUGGGUAUUUGGGUAUAUCGAUCUACUUUUGAUUCCUUUCCCAUCUGCGCUCGGAAAAGCGCUACCCCGGGUGGUGUCUGUCAAGCCUGCUAAGGUGUCGAAUCAAGAGACCUGGAAGUCACUCAAAGCCGCCGUUGAACAAGGCAUCGCUCGCUCGAUCGGUGUUUCCAACUUCCAAGGGCAGUCAAUCUACGACCUCUUCACAUACAACAAACACCCUCCAGUCAUAGCAUAUUCGUCAUUCGGCCCUCAGUCGAUCUUAGAAUUGCCUCCAGCAUUCCGUGAGCGCGCCGAAGGACUGCCGUCGUUAUUUGAUAUAGAGAUCAUCAAGAAGAUUGCCUCGAAGCAUGUAAAGACUCCUUCACAGAUCCUGCUUCGCUUCGCGACACAAAGGAACAUUGCUGUAAGCCCCAAGUCGAAUAACAAGGACGGUCUUGCGCAGACCUUGGAUAUUACAAGCUUCUAUUUGUCGAAAGAGGACAUUGACUCGAUAUUGGCCCUCGGUCAGGGUCUGAGCCCUCCAAAUACUGCACGAUCAGACCUUCAGCGACGCGCAGUGCGCUCAGAAAUAUGGUGUUGUUCGUAG
Messenger RNA from Macroventuria anomochaeta, 807 nucleotides. RefSeq names its product Aldo/keto reductase. Gene Ontology annotation, molecular function: oxidoreductase activity. The transcript is spliced from 7 exons. NCBI's taxonomy places the organism in Eukaryota, Fungi, Ascomycota, Dothideomycetes, Pleosporales, Didymellaceae. The record is from RefSeq and is a predicted model, not a curated record. The coding region runs from base 1 to 807 and encodes 268 amino acids.